This is a messenger RNA of Ctenopharyngodon idella (grass carp), 549 nucleotides long. Its product is annotated as gamma-crystallin M2-like. Gene Ontology annotation, biological process: lens development in camera-type eye; visual perception. Gene Ontology annotation, molecular function: structural constituent of eye lens. The record is from RefSeq and is a predicted model, not a curated record. The transcript is spliced from 2 exons. Bases 7 to 549 code for a protein of 180 amino acids. NCBI's taxonomy places the organism in Eukaryota, Metazoa, Chordata, Actinopteri, Cypriniformes, Xenocyprididae.
AAGUCGAUGCUGAACAUUUUUUGUUUGUCACAGGUCAUCUUCUACGAGGACAAGAACUUCCAGGGUCGCUCUUAUGAGUGCAUGAGCGACUGUGCUGACAUGUCCUCCUACCUGAGCCGCUGUCACUCAUGCAGAAUAGAGAGUGGCUGCUUCAUGAUGUAUGACCGUCCCAACUACAUGGGAAAUCAGUAUUUCUUCAGGAGGGGCGAGUACGCUGAUUACAUGUCUAUGUUUGGCAUGAGCGACUGCAUCAGGUCCUGCCGUAUGAUCCCCAUGUACAGGGGAUCCUACAGAAUGAGGAUCUACGAGAGGGAGAACUUCAUGGGUCAGAUGUACGAGCUGACAGAUGACUGUGACAACAUCAUGGACCGUUACCGCAUGUCUCACUGCCAGUCCUGUCAUGUGAUGGACGGCCACUGGCUCAUGUAUGAGCAGCCCCACUACAGAGGCAGGAUGUGGUACUUCAGGCCUGGAGAGUACAGGAGCUUCAGCAAUAUGGGUGGCAUGAGAUUCAUGAGCAUGAGGCGUAUCAUGGACUCCUGGUAUUAA